Molecule: messenger RNA, 948 nt
Organism: Pteronotus mesoamericanus
Lineage: Eukaryota; Metazoa; Chordata; Mammalia; Chiroptera; Mormoopidae
Product: olfactory receptor 2D2
Exons: 1
Coding region: 1-948 (315 amino acids)
Biological process (GO): G protein-coupled receptor signaling pathway; detection of chemical stimulus involved in sensory perception of smell
Cellular component (GO): plasma membrane
Molecular function (GO): olfactory receptor activity; G protein-coupled receptor activity
Source: RefSeq, a predicted model, not a curated record
AUGAGACAGACAAAUCAGACCCAGGUGACAGAAUUCUUCCUUCUGGGGCUCUCUGACAACCCACACACCCAAAAGCUACUAUUCAUCUUAUUCCUGGGUGUAUACCUCGUCACUGUGGUUGGAAAUCUGCUUCUCAUAUCCCUUGUUCAGGUUGACUCCCUGCUUCACACACCCAUGUAUUUCUUUCUCUGCAAUUUAUCUCUGGCUGACCUCUGUUUCUCUACCAAUAUUGUUCCUCAGGCCCUAGUCCACCUGCUGUCCAGAAAGAAAAUCAUUUCAUUCACACGUUGUGCAGCUCAGCUGAUACUCUUCCUCAUUUUUGGGUGUACACAGUGUGCCCUUUUGGCAGUGAUGUCUUAUGAUCGGUAUGUGGCCAUCUGUAAUCCUUUGCAUUACCCCAGCAUCAUGACUUGGAGGGUGUGUGUCCAGCUGGCUGUGGGAUCAUGGACCAGCGGCAUUAUGGUGUCUGUGGUGGACACCACCUUCACACUAAGGCUACCCUACAGAGGCAGCAAUAGUAUUGCGCAUUUCUUUUGUGAGGCACCUGCACUGUUGAUCUUGGCAUCCACAGACACCCGGCCUUCAGAGAUGGCCAUUUUCCUCAUGGGGGUUGUGAUUCUCCUCAUACCUGUUUCCCUAAUCCUUGUAUCCUAUGGCCACAUCAUAGUGACUGUGGUCAGGAUGAAGUCAGCUGUGGGGCGACUCAAAGCAUUCUCUACCUGUGGCUCCCACCUCAUGGUGGUCAUUCUUUUUUAUGGGUCAGCAAUUGUCACCUACAUGACACCAAAGUCCUCCAAGGAACAGGAAAAGCUGGUGUCUGUGUUCUACACAAUGGUGACCCCCAUGCUUAAUCCCCUCAUCUACAGCCUGAGGAACAAGGAUGUGAAGGGAGCUCUGAGGAAAGUGGCUGCAAGGAAUUUUCCAUGCAGGCUUGGAAUUUGCCACUGA